This is a messenger RNA of Mercenaria mercenaria, 8718 nucleotides long. Its product is annotated as D-glucuronyl C5-epimerase-like. The record is from RefSeq and is a predicted model, not a curated record. The coding region runs from base 609 to 2396 and encodes 595 amino acids. Gene Ontology annotation, molecular function: heparosan-N-sulfate-glucuronate 5-epimerase activity. Gene Ontology annotation, biological process: heparan sulfate proteoglycan biosynthetic process. The transcript has 6 exons. Gene Ontology annotation, cellular component: Golgi apparatus. NCBI's taxonomy places the organism in Eukaryota, Metazoa, Mollusca, Bivalvia, Venerida, Veneridae.
ACAAAAUUAUAGGGGCCAAACCAUUGCUCUUGCAUUUCCAGUCAGAUAAAAAUCUCCUGAAAAUCAAUUUUAACGAUCACUAAUACGCGUCAAAUCAUACGGAAUAUUCUUAAAUGUUUCGAAUCACGAUAGUGAUUUAAAAGCCGUCUAAAGAAAAGGAAGGGCCUAAUUGUAUGUUUUGGAAAAGUGUUUAGUUUGGAAUGUUUUUAUUACAGCAGCUUAGCUGAUGGAUUUAAUACAACCGAAUGCGGGUAAUUUCUAUUGAAGAAUGGAUUUAUGUUUCAUAGCUGGAUGAACAUUGUGAUAUGUUUUUCAUUUAUGUCGUCUUAAUGUUAUUCGUUUACUUAACGUGAAAGGAUAUUAUACAUAAGGCUGCGUUUAAAUGGAGUGUGUCUCGGAUACUCAAAACAUUAGAUGCUGUUGUUUAACUUGGGAGGAAGUUUUGUGUUUGGUUUUCGUAAUAAACUGGAACAAAAAUAGAGCCAGUGAUACAGCGAAGUUGACUUUGUCAGACAACUGGGAGCAGAUAUUGAAUAAAAGCAAUGGAAAUAUUAAAUCAAAAUUGAUCUUCUCAGUUGAGAUACAGCUUGCGAAGAUGAUGAACUGAAAUGUUAAAAUCUGUCACGAGCAUCUGCAACAUGCGAUUCAAUCGUCGAUCUCUCCUCUUCCUGCUGGUCCUGUGUACUUUCAUGAUCUGCUUCUCAUUCUGGUCAAGAUGUAUUCUCAAUCCAGAAACUUCUGAUCUCAACAGGAAGCUGAUUGCAGAUGGACGAACAAAUGGAGAUUUUGACAACGUUCAUUUCGUCAACCGGGGAGCAAAGAAUUACAACGCACCCGUGAAUGAAAUGGAAAUACCUUCGUCAAACUUGCAGGAAAUCGAGUGUGAAAUAAACAGAGAAUACUCCGUGCAAUGUCGCAAGGACAAUAAUGAAGUUUAUCUGCCAUUCAGCUUCAUACAGAAAUACUUUGAGGUAUAUGGAGAGUUCGAGAACAUUGAAGGAUAUGAGAAAUUUGAGUUCUCGCACAGUUACUCCGAAGUUCAUCACCCGCCGGACGUUAUCAGACCUGAUGGAGCAUUCAUGUCAUUUGAGCAUUACAAUGUGGAAAUCAGAAAGAGAGUAAAAUGUAUAACAGCAGUAGAAGGUGUACCAAUAUCAACCCAGUGGGAACCAGCAGGACAUUACUAUCCUAUACAGAUUGCUCAAUUUGCACUGUCUCACUAUAGUAAAUACUUGAAGGAAGGGGAACCAGACCAGAUCCCAUUGCUGAAUAGUGAAAGGGAUGUGGGAAUGUGGUUGAAGGGUGGAAAUGUUAACAUAAAAAGUGUCUGGAGUAAAACCCGCCGUUCACAAGUUGUUGAAUUCCAGUCUUCAGAUUCUUUAUCGAAUGCUGGGUUUUACACCAUGAUGAAAGAGACAUCAAAUUUUGCUGUAACAUUUGACUUCAAAAUCGUUUCAAAUGGAAGUAUAAGUUUAACCUUGAAAAAUGACGCUGUUACAUUCCAUUUACAUUAUGUGUUUUCUGAUACAUUGAUAACCUGUGAUGGAAAAAAUAUUUAUUACGGACUCGGAGAAAAUCGCCGAGGUGACUGGAUCCAUUUUGCACGGGAUGCAGACAUGGAUCUCUUGAAAGGUUUAAGUUUAAAGUGUUCCAAAUAUAGAAAAUUAGGUAGAUUGACGUUGUUAGGUAUCACUAUUCGAGGACAUGGUUGGUUAGAUAAUGUAACAGUAUCAUCCGCCGCUCAUAUGGACCAUUUUUUCAAUGCAGCUAACUGGUUUGUUACACAUCAAGACAGUCGUGGCGGCUGGCCGAUCAUGGUCACUCGCAAGCUUAUUUCAGGGGUUAUGGAACUUCAGCCAGGAUGGUACUCGGCCAUGGCACAGGGUCAUGGCAUAUCAACAUUAGUACGGGCAUAUUUAAAGUCUAAAAAUACAGUUUAUCUAAGAACAGCUAUAAAUGCGUUAAAAAUAUUUGAAAUCAGUAGUGCUCAAGGUGGUGUGAAAGCGCGUUUUGCGAACUCGUACAAUUGGUACGAGGAGUAUCCAACUACUCCAAGCAGUUUUGUGUUAAAUGGAUUUAUUUUCUCUUUAUUUGGUCUCUAUGACCUGAAAGAAAUAGCAACAGGGGAACCCCUAGAGAAAGUGACUCAGUUAUAUGAGGAAGGAAUAAAAUCAUUGAAAGCUAUGUUGUUAAUGUAUGACUCUGGUUUUGGAACAUUUUAUGAUCUCAGGCAUGUGAGUGCGGGUCUUGCGCCCAACCGAGCCCGCUGGGAUUAUCAUACAGUCCACAUUAGUCAACUUCUUCAGUUAUCUAAAAUGGAGGACGAGCCCCUGUUCACUAGAACAGUGAAGCGAUGGCAGGAUUAUAUGAAAGGAGUUAGGUCCCCUCAUAACUGAACAACUGGUUCCUGACUUCUGUGUUAUAUCUAUAUAGAAUCCUCCUCACAGGAUAGAAUCCUGCCUAGGGGAUUGUGGGAGUAGAGCUGAUGAUGUCAUUGUGAAAGAUAACACUUUCUGAUGAUAAGAAGUCUCAGAAUGAGGCAAAAGAAUGAAAGCACUGUUCCCACAGGUGAUGUUCAAAAAGAACCCAAAGAGAUGUUCAUGUACCCAAAGAAACCUAAAGACCUCAAAGAAAUAAAUGUUUUCACAAGAGGAAUGUGUAACUAGUAUUGGUAACCAACUGGUAUCAGAAACAAAAAGGAAAUUUAAGCUUUUUAAAAAAGCUGUUCUUUAGUGUUCAGUCAGUCAGACAAAACCUUUGUCUCAAAUGUUUCCAAAACAGCUGCUUUAGAGACGGGACAUAUUACAUUUGUUUAAUUGUCUAUUUUACUAUCUGGAAAACUUAUUUUGACAAACUUGCAGUUCUGGUGAAUAUUGACAAAGUAAUGCAUUUACAGACUGAAAUGAAUUAAGCUGAACCCUGCCUAAAAUGUGGCUUGUUUUUCAAACAAGAAACAGCCAUUAACAAGUCUGUAAAUUAUUGUUGCAGAAAUAAUGAUGGUCCGUUCAUAUUAAGAAUAUUUGUCUCAUGUUUUGACACAAGGCAGUUUUAUAGUACAGCUAUAACUGUGUUAUUGUUCUCUUAAGGUAGUUCUGCAUGUUUGGAUAAAUUCACUUGAUUCUGAUUUAUCAAAACAUUGUGAUUUACUAAAUUAUACUAAAUAUACCGUCAGAAAAAAGAUAGGGUUUUGUGCUAUAUUUUUCGCUGUACUGAUUUGAACAUUCUUGACCUCAAACAAGUUUUUUUUAUAAUGUGAGUCAUUGAUAAAAAUUGCAAUUUUUAUCAUGAUUUUGCAUAUAAAAAGUUCUACUAUGUAGAUUUACUACUACUAAAAGUUUUAAAUUUUCUAACAUAUAGUCAAAUAAAAUGCAAAUAUAAAAGUGUGUGUGCUAAAAGAUAUAUUUCCAGGCUUGAAAAGAACCCCCAAUAUGAAGCUGAUUUUUUGACAUUAUAUAGAACUUUUUGUUACUAUAUUUAAACUUUUUAGAAAGAUAUUAUUACCAGUGUACUCAUUUAACACAAGAGUUGUCAUUUAUUUCAACCAUGCUUUCUGUUUCUGUAUGCCUGAUUUAUUCUAGGUUAUCCAGAUAUUUGAUGUGAAAUGUCAGGCCAUUACUUCUGGAGAAACAAACAUGCAGAACUACCUUAAGUGAUGUUUUAAAGGCUGAUAAAGGCAUUUGAAUAGAAAGAUAAAUGGCAAACUGGUAACUUUUAAUGUUAUCAAGACCUUUUGAAAUUUGAAUGUUACUGCCAAAGAUUCGGGUUGCAUUUUUUGUAUGACUUUCAUCAUUAUUGUACAUCAUCAACAUUUUGAAUGUUUUUUUUUGUUGUUGUUUUUUUGCAGAAAUUUUCGAAAAGGCUAAUCAUGUGUUUAUUAAUUCAAUGGCUUGAAUCAAGAGUUCUGUUAAUUUAAAACUAUUUUGUGAUGUUAAAUACUCUUACAAAUCCAAAGUCACAAAAUAGUUAUGAAACUGGAUUUGGAGACCAGUCACAGAAUGCAAUCUUCUCAUUGGUCAGUUUCAAAACUGAGCUCAAAAUGAACCAAUCAGGUGCUUGAAUUUUUAGACUGGUCCCCAAUCUCUUUCCUUAUAAGCUCAGGCAUAUUAAGCGAGGUAUCUGAAGGUUGCAGAAAAACUUUUAAAAGACAGAUUUAUUGAGCACUGAAAACAGUUUCUUAGAUCUUUUUGGAAAUAAAAUUCAAAUACCGUAACCAACUUAUACCACAGAUUUUUAAUUAUUGAAACCUGAGUCUAUGUUUUUAAUGGCCUAAAACUUCACUGUGUCAAAUUUGGUGUUUAAAUGCCUUUGUUAUUUAGUGAUAUAUAGCCUUGGUAGUCAGACUCACCAAACAACACACCAACCUCAUUGUAAUUGUAUAUGUAUAUACAUUGAUACAUAGUUGUAUACAUUGAUACAUAGUUGUAUACAUAGUUAUCUGUGAUGUAUCUGUCAUUCAGUAAUGUAUGUACAUUACCCUAUAUAUAUGUGUGUAUGGUAAUAAAGGCUGGUAACAUGAUCACUCGGUUUACAGUUACAUAGUUUAACUUCAUGGUGAUGAAAGCCAGCUUGGGACCACCUUGAGGUUCUGCUAGACAGAAUGCUAGUUUUUUUUAACACUCUUAGGUCAGCCACUGCUAUUGAUUUCUCCAUAUGCUUCCAGUGUAAGAAAUGACCCUGCCACAUACCCAGAAAUUGAGAGUAGACCAUUAAAAUGUGAUUCUUUCAAUAAAAUGACACCCUUUUUUUUCCAAUCUGCUGAAGUCUCGUGAAUUUUAUGGUUUUCACUUCUUUUUUUUUUAGACAAACGGAAGCUGUCCUUUCAGUACCAUCAUUUGACCUGUAGGGUUCAGUUUAAUGGAAUGGCUAUGGAUUUUUACUCUCCCUAAGGUUCUGCUGGUCACUUGUGUCAGGGACCUAUUGGUUUGAGCCUUAAAUUUGUAGAUUUUUUAUAAAGAUUCAAAGAUCUUCAUACGACUAGUUUAGAAUACAAAGAUGGCUGGAGUGAGAGGUUUGUCUUACUAUAUUGGUAGUAAGGAAGUAUAUAUUACAUAAGUUCAGAUAAGUAACUUAAAUUGCUUAUUGUUGGCGUGUAUAUAACUGUAAAACAAAACAGUUUUUUCUCACCUAAGGCACUGUCUGUUGGAAAAUAGAAUUAAAGUAUAUAGUCUGUGGCAGGGGUUCUAACCAAUCCCGAUCAGGUUGCAGGUUAGAAAUUUGUCUAGGUUACAGCCAUACUGUCACAUACGACAUGAUUAUCGGUAUUUGCCCAUAGGGCAGACAACCAUACAUUAAUACAUUCAUUGUUUUCUGUUGAUGAUAAUGAUACCAUAUUUUACUUUCCUUUAAACAUAACACUAUUGAAAUCAGCAAAACAUAAAAUAUUAUACGCAAUAAAUCAGUCUUUCUGAAUGACGUUUAAGUGUUGUUUUUUUUUUAGAUAUGGCCUUGUUCAGUGUAUGCAUUUAUAUUGCUAAUUUGCCGACUUUACAUUUUCAUUUUUUAGGUAAAUUGACAGUCUUAGUUUAACCAUUUUUAUGACGGUUUUUAUAUGAUUAUAUUCAUUUUUUUAUGUAAAUAUGAAAAUUACAUAAGCUUGUGUAAUUAUUCAUGGAGGAUCAAAAGAUGUACAUAAUUCAGAUUUGAAUUGUUUUUAUCAGCCCAGUUUGUGAUAUGUAAAUAUAUUUUAGUUUUCUGCUUAGAAGUAAAAUUAUAGUAUAAUGUUGUGAAUGUUGAACAUAGUUAACAGGUUUUACUUCCAAGUGGAAAGUUCAGAAGUCGAGAGCUUUUAGAAAUUUCCAGUUUUAUAUGGUGAUAUUAUUAUGAUUUUAUAUGAUUAGCAUUUACGUAUAAAUAAUUACUUUUUAUGUAUGUACAUUUACUUAGAAAUUAUGUACAUUUACAUAGCAGUAAUUACUUUUUGUCACAUUACGCACCAUUCAAGUACCAGUGCUGGUUAAAGAUAUCUGAAAUAUUCUGGAUGUCUGUUUUAGAACACCUCUAAUAUAUGUUGGGAAGUUUUCCAUUAUUGGUGGAGAACGAAUUGUCACUGGUUGAAAAUACUGAAAACAUUGGCUAGAUUGAAUGAUAACUGUUAGAUUCUUUAAAAAAUGCAUUAAAACUGGGUCAAACUGUUCAAGAAAACUUUUUGUAUAUUUUGGUUUUAUUUUUUGGGCAAAAAAAUUGAAGGAAUAUUCCCUAAAAACAAUAAAAAAAAUAUUUAAAAAAGCAUUAUUUAGUAAGUGGACCAUUUUGAUCCGAAACUGUUCAUUGAAACACAAUUUGGCUUAUGGUGAACUUUUAAGAAUGAGAAAUUUUAUUUUCACAGACUUGGAAAUGCCAGGUAUGCGGUCUGGAUGCUACACUGUAUCAAGUAAUUAAAAAGCUGGUCUUAAUUGAAAUACAUUUUUUUAAAUUAAACACAGACUUUACAUAAUACGCAGGGAACUCACAGGCAGAAGUCUGUGUUGAAAGCAAAGAGUUAUAUAAUUAUUCAAAGUUUUGGCAGUUAAUUCUAUUAUACGUACUGUAUAUUACCUAAUUAACACCCUCACCCCAACCAUACUUUUAAGAAAAAAGUAUGAAUUUAGGUCAGAAGUGAAUUAUGCACAUUUGAAUGGAGCUAUAAUGAUUAAAUUUCAUUCAUUAGAAAUUGGAUUUAUAGUUCAUAUAUACCAAAAAAAGUAUUGAGAGCCUUAAAAAAUGCCCCACCCCCAUCCUUUCGUAAAAUGUAACUCAGGCCUCCUGGAGGUGUUAAUAAAGGUUACUGUACAUUAACUUGAAUUUCUAAGCUUGUUAUCUGUUACAUAUUUCUAGUGAGAAACAUUAACUUUUUUUGUUAAUUUCACAUUCGGAGAUGGGUUUUGGUUGUGUAUAUAAAGAUGAGUUGUGCUUUUUAUAACAGCACCCGUUAUCUUUCUCUGGUUUCUGCCUUUUUUUCUUGCAAAUUUUUUUUAUAUACAUACAUUAUAUUCUAGCAGCAAUUUUUAUGAUUGUUUUUUUAUUGGUAUUCCAAUGAUUUAUGUUGCUCUAUUGUUUAUAAAUGGAUGACGGCGGCCAAGAAUGAAUUAAUUAGAAAAAAUGUUUGGAAGAGUGUGUGUAUGUAAAAAAAAAAUUGUUAUUAUAAAUAUUAAUCAUAAUUGAGCAGUGCCAUGAGAAAACCAACAUAGUGGCGUUGCGACCAGCAUGGAUCCAGACCAGGCUGCGCAAUGCGCAGUCUGGUCAGAAUCCAUGGUGUUUGGUUUCAAAGCCUAUUGCAAUUAAAGUAACUUAGCGAACAGUAUGGAUCCUGACCAGACUGCGCAGAUGCGCAGGCUGGUCUGGAUCCAUGCUGGUCGCAAAACCACUGUUGGUUUUCUCAUGGCAUGGCUCAUAUAUUAUCACAAUGCAUUUUUAGCUCAUCUGAUUUUUUGAAAAAAAAUGAUGAGUUAUUGUCAUCACUUGAGCGGUUGUCGGCGUCGGCGUCUGCGUCGGCGUUGCCUGGUUAAGUUUUAUGUUUAGGUCAGCUUUUCUCCUAAACUAUCAAAGCUAUUGCUUUGAAACUUGGAAUACUUGUUCACCAUCAUAAGCUGACCCUGUAUAGCAAGAAACAUAACUCCAUCUUGCUUUUUGCAAGAUUUUUGGCCCCUUUUGUACUUAGAAAAUAUCAGAUUUCUUGGUUAAGUUUUAUGUUUAGGUCAACUUUUCUCCUAAACUAUCAAAGCUAUUGCUUUGAAACUUGGAAUACUUGUUCACCAUCAUAAGCUGACCCUGUACAUCAAGAAACAUAACUCCAUCUUGCUUUUUGCAAGAUUUAUUGCCCUUUUGGACUUAGAAAAUCAGUUUUCUUGGUUAAGUUUUAUGUUUAGGUCAGCUUUUAUCCUAAACUAUCAAAGCUAUUGCUUUAAAACUUGCAACACUUGUUCACCAUCAUAAGUUGACCCUGUACAGCAAGAAACAUAACUCCGUCCUGCUUUUUGCAAGAUUUAUGGCCCCUUUUGGACUUAGAAAAUAUCAGAUUUCUUGGUUAAGUUUUAUGUUUAGGUCAACUUUUUCUCUUAAACUAUCAAAGCUAUUGCUUUGAAACUUGCAACACUUGUUCACCAUCAUAAGCUGACCCUGUACAGCAAGCAACAUAACUCCAUCCUGCUUUUUGCAAUAAUUAUUGCCCCUUUUGGACUUAGAAAAUCAUUUUCUUGGUUGAGUAUUAUGUUUAAGUCAACUUUUCUCAUAAACUAUCAAAGCUAUUGCUUUAAAACUGCAACAGUUUUUCACCAUCAUAAGUGGACACUGUACAUCAAGAAACAUAACUCUAUCCUGCUUUUUGCAAAAAUGAUGGCCCUUUUUAGACUUAGAAAAUCAUGGGUAGGACAAUAUUUCUAUUACACAAAAAAAAUCAGAUGAGCGUCAGCACCCGCAAGGCGGUGCUCUUGUUAAUUAUGUGAGCAGACUUUGAUAUUUAUGAAAUACUCAGUACAGAAACUUGAAAACAUUGAAUAGGACUAGAUUUACUGGGUUAAUUAUUCAUGCCUCAAGUCUAACCCCACAUCGAGAUGUACAACGUUGAAGCCACCUGCCUUCAUUCCAGACCUGUAUAAAAUUUUGCAAAAUUUAUAAAGUUCUUUCAUUUGUUUGUUACUGUAAGAGCUGUGAGGACUAGCUAGUAUUAUUUAUAAGAACAACAUUUCGUCUUUAUAGAAAAAAUGUAUGUGCUAGGUUAAUUCAUAGUAAAUACAAAAUGUA